This is a messenger RNA of Chenopodium quinoa (quinoa), 1590 nucleotides long. Its product is annotated as fasciclin-like arabinogalactan protein 21. The record is from RefSeq and is a predicted model, not a curated record. Lineage: Eukaryota; Viridiplantae; Streptophyta; Magnoliopsida; Caryophyllales; Amaranthaceae. The transcript has a single exon. Bases 94 to 1371 code for a protein of 425 amino acids.
AUAAAUACCCCAUUAGUUUUCUCAUUUUUUCAAUCUUCCACUUGAGACCUCAUUCUCACUCUUUCCCUCUCCUCCAUUUUCAAGCUCUCAACAAUGGCGUCUCUGCCACACCAUGCCAUCAUCUUCAUGGUGAUUUUCACCUCACUUUCAGUCCUUCCCCCCGCCAUUAAUGCUCAGUCAUCAACCUUCAUAUUCUCUUCAUCUUCAACCUCACCUCCACCUUCCUCCACCGCCUCUACUCCGCCGCCAUUUCCGUACUCCUCCUCCGAAGCUCUGCGUUCACCUGAGUUUCUCUCUCCUCUCUACUCCAUCACCAAAAUUCUCGCCGAGCUCGGCUUCACUGACCUUGCUAUGGCGUCGCACUCGCUCUCUCUGUCCUCCGCCUCGCAUUCACCGUGGCUCGGCCCUGUCACCGUCUUCGCUCCAGCGGAUGCUUCGGUGCGAACUUGCACUUCGUGCUCGCUCACUCUCCUUCUCCAGGAGCACACUGUUCCUGGACUCUAUCCUCUGGAUUACCUCAAUCAACUCAUUUUCGGCACCAAAAUCGAGUCGAUUCUCCCCGGCCGCUGCUUAACCGUCACCUCCGCCGCAAAUUCCACCAAAAUCUUCAUCGGUGGCGCCGAAAUCACUCAUCCAAACCUCUUCAUCAGCGACCACGUCAUCAUCCAUGGCCUCCAAGGCUUCAUCUCUCACUUCUCGCCGUACUCCUGCUCAAUGGACAGGAUGACGUCACUCUCUCUCCGUCAUCUCUCACCUUCCGUCGCCCUGACUCGGAUGAUGCUCGUCGACGCCGGAAUCCGUCUCCGAUUGAGCGGUUACAGCUUCCUCGCACUCGCGAUGCGUGUCAAGUACGCCGAGCUCGUCACUCUCCAAAACAUGACGAUCUUCGCCGUCGACGACUCCACCAUCUUCCAAGGAGGUCACUCCUACGUCCAUGGCGUUAGGUUUCACAUAAUCCCUAACCAAAUGCUGAAACUCGCCGAUCUCGAGUCUCUGCCGCCGUCAACGGUGCUUCCGACGUUCGAAUCCGGCGAAACUCUCACCAUCACCACUCCAGGCGGCGGCGGAAGUUCGUCUCCGUUGAGAAUCAACUACGUGAAAAUCAAGUAUCCAGACCUCAUCUACAACUACAAACUUGUUGUUCACGGUAUUGGUUCUCCAUUCCCUCAUCUCCGUCAAUCAAUUCCUGUUUCUACUGGACGAUCAGGAUUUUAUCCGAUUACUGCUGGUGAGUAUGGAUCUGAUGUGAGAGAGUCUAGCUUUGGUAAUGUACGGCCUACUUCUUCUCAGUCUACUGCUCCUUCUCCUGCUGUGAUUAUGAACAAUCCAGUGGUGGUUAAUCAGAUGGAUGAAAUUUAUCAAGGUCUUUGAUGUUUUUAGUCAUGCUAAUAAUUGACCUGAUUUAGCUCUACUCUAUUAAUGUCGUUUAAUAGUAUCGUUGCGUCGUUUUGUUCUAUGUUGCAUUACUAAUAGUAGUCUACUAUUUUUGUGUUUAGUCUUUGAUGAGUGUAAUCAGCCUGUAAUCGGUUUGUAAGUCGUUGUAGAUGAAGAGAAUACUCAAUACUAGUGAAGUUUUAUGAAUUGGAAUAA